Mollisia scopiformis is the source of this 1503-nucleotide messenger RNA. RefSeq lists its product as uncharacterized. The record is from RefSeq and is a predicted model, not a curated record. Lineage: Eukaryota; Fungi; Ascomycota; Leotiomycetes; Helotiales; Mollisiaceae. The transcript has 2 exons. The coding region runs from base 1 to 1503 and encodes 500 amino acids. Gene Ontology annotation, molecular function: poly(A) binding. Gene Ontology annotation, biological process: regulation of mRNA stability. Gene Ontology annotation, cellular component: cytoplasm; nucleus.
AUGUCUAUCGAGGUUUCCGUUGAUACGCCUCUGGCGCAAGCUCUGAGUGCUGCUAUCCAGCCAAAGUUGGUAGAAGUGGGAUGGAGUACAGGUAGUGGCGACGAUGCACUGGCAGAGUACAUCAUCCUCAUGCUGGCCAACGGAAAGACACAGGAACAAAUCGCAGCUGAGCUUUCUGGAGAUCUCCUCAGUCUUGGACCCGACGAUCCCGGCGCGAGGGAUUUCUCACAAUGGUUAUUCCAGCAGGUUGAGGUCCUAGGUGCGCAACAAAAUGGCAGUGCUUCAGGAGUUGUCGCACCGGUUGGAGAUGUAUCUGUAGACAUGGGCAAUGGCGUGCAUGAUUCAGAGAUGGAAGGAGUCUCCGAAACUGGAGACAGCAACGUACCCACGGGUCCAAAGUCAAUGCGAAAUGGUGCUAUUCGAGGUAGAGACAAGCGUAUGCUUGGUCAUCUAGCAAAGGCUAUGGAUAGACCAAAUGAUUCUGUCCUCCAUCGUGUACGACCUCAGAAUGGCAAUGAGCGCAUCAACACUCACGCUCGCGGACCACCGACUGGACCACGAGGACAACAAAUGGCUGGACGUGGAGGACCUCGAACACUUAACAACCGAAUGAACAACGCGAUGGCUGGUAUGCCCAUGCAACAGGGUGGGGCUGCUGGCAACAUCAUGAAUAUGUCACCUCAGCAACAAAUGGAUCUGUAUGCUAUGCUUGAGCAGCAAUCAAGACUCAUGGCCCAGAUGCUCAACCCUCAGGGUAUGCCAAUGGGGAAUGGUAUGCCAAAUGGGUUUCCACAACAGCCACAACCAUCGAGAUCUCUGUUCGAUCGAGUCUCCAAGACCCCACGUGGACCAAACAAUGGUUUCCAGAAGGGCCCUCAACCGAACAAGUUCAACGAACACAAGCAGCAAAUUCAAGAUGGCGGACCCUCUUCUUCCAUGGAUGUCGAGAUGUCGCAAGAGAAGAAGGAACUCGACCCGGAAAAUACGGCUUGCAAGUUCAACCUGGCUUGUACAGUUGCGGAGUGCAAGUUUGCCCAUCAAUCGCCUGCAGCACCAUCCGGAACCCCUAUCGACUUCACUGAUACUUGUUCCUUCGGAGCAGCAUGCAAGAACAAGAAGUGUACGGCCAAGCAUCCCUCUCCUGCCGUGCAUCUUCAACAAUCCUGCAAAUUCUACCCGAACUGCACCAACCCAGUAUGCGCCUUCAGACAUCCUGCUAAGCAAUGCCGCAACGGAGGUGACUGUGCUGUUCCCAACUGCAAAUUUGCGCACACUACAACCAUGUGCAAAUUCACCCCUUGCACAAGACCCGAUUGUCCAUUCAAGCACGCCGAAGGCCAACGAGGAGUCUACAAGGACAAGGUCUGGACACCAAAUAAUGCUAAGGAGCACGUUAGCGAGAGGAAGUUUGUGGAUGAGAAUGCACCAGAGGAGCUCAUUGUCCCCGGGGUAUCGGAGGCACCGUUAAGCCAGGAGUCGAUAAAGACGGAGAUAAUCACGUAG